UACCAAAUCUCCACAGGACUCUUCGGCGGCAUUGCGAGGACAUGGAAAGAAGUGCGUCAAAUUCCUUCGGCCGCUGCGUUCGGUGUAGCUUGCAGCUGUUCUUCUUCCUUUCCAUGCGUUGAUGAUUCUGGAGCUGUCGCCCCACUGCGCAUGUCGACAGGUUGGACGCGCCUGCUCUUGUAGGAUCGAGACAACAGAGCUAUGCUGGUGUAGUCCUUGCUACAGGAGUUCGUAUCACAACAGCGAAGAGUUUUUAUUGGGGGUGUGGCCACCCAAGGAGGGGAAGAUCUUCGAGGUGUUACAGAUUUCACCGAGUAAAAAGCUGAGUGAGGAUUGUGCGUCCAAAAUGGCAUGAGAGCGCGAAACACACCCAGCACUCGAGCAAUUACCGGAGUAAUUGGCUUUUCUUUUAUCACCGAAGCAUCUUCUUCCUGCUUCUGCACUCGCUAUCUACUGCAGCAACAAAUUCUUAUGACCUUUUCUAUAUAUAUUAUUCGAAUAAGAGAGCUUCCUUCUCACCCAAUAGCCUAAAGCCACUUUCUCCUCCUUACAACCUCUUCUCCCUCUCCAGUGUCGAUCACUAACCAUGAGCUAAUUCUCUAUCUGAAAAGGAGCCACAUUUGAACGAGGACCUUCUUCCCAGAAGAAAGCUUGCUUCUUUACUGCCACCUUUAUCUCAUGUAUUGAUGUCUCAAGAAGCAAUGGCUCCAAAUGAUGACUGCGCGUCCUCUACCCUCCUCUGCGUGGAGGACAGCAGUUGCAUUCUUGGCUUUGAUAAUGAGGACGAUGCUGAUGAUCAGGAAGAGCAUGAUCUCAAUCGGUUCUAUGUACGAAAAAGAUGCGAACUUUAUGGGGAUCUCCGCAUGGGUUUACCGUCACAAGCGGAUGAGUGCUUGGUCUCUUUGGUCAGGCGAGAGACCGAGCACAUGCCGAGGGACGACUAUGCCGAGAGGUUGCGGUCUGGAGCAUUGGACUUGUCCAUUAGGAGAGACGCCAUUGGUUGGAUUUUGAAGGUUCAUGCCCACUAUAAGUUUGGACCAUUGAGUGCAUAUCUAUCUGUAAAUUACUUUGAUCGAUUCUUCUCCAACUAUGAGCUUCCUAAAGGCAAGGCUUGGAUGACACAACUACUAUCUGUGGCCUGCUUAUCAUUGGCUGCUAAAAUGGAGGAAACUGAAGUCCCUUUGUCAAUGGAUUUGCAGGAGAGGGAGACAAAGUAUGACUUCGAGGCAAAGACUAUCCAGAGAAUGGAGCUUCUGGUUCUGAGCACCCUUAAAUGGAGGAUGCAAGCUGUAACUCCUUUCUCUUACGUUGAGUUCUUCCUUCACAGAUUCAGUGGUGGCAACGCGCCGACUAAAGUUGAGAUCUUUCGAUCAGUAGAACUCAUUUUGAGCACAAUUACAGGCACAGAGUUCUUAGCAUUCAGACCAUCCGAAAUCGCUGCAGCCAUUACACUGAAGGUUCUGGGAGAAACACAAGACGUGUGUAUCGAGAAAGCAGUGUCAUGUUGUAUCCAAGUAGCAAAGGAGAAGGUGUUGAGAUGUUACGAGGUGAUCAAGGACAUGGAAUCGAUGAGAGAUAGGCCACCCAGAAAUGCUCGCAUAUCACUUUCCUCGGUGCCACAAAGCCCAAUUGGUGUGCUGGAUGCUGCAUGCUUGAGCUAUAAGAGUGAUGAUUUUAGACAUGCAACAUGUAAUCAUAGUUCUUCUGCUAGUAAGAGGAGGAAAAUAUAAA
Musa acuminata subsp. malaccensis (wild Malaysian banana) is the source of this 1731-nucleotide messenger RNA. RefSeq names its product cyclin-D4-1-like. Gene Ontology annotation, biological process: regulation of cyclin-dependent protein serine/threonine kinase activity; mitotic cell cycle phase transition. Lineage: Eukaryota; Viridiplantae; Streptophyta; Magnoliopsida; Zingiberales; Musaceae. Gene Ontology annotation, cellular component: nucleus; cytoplasm; cyclin-dependent protein kinase holoenzyme complex. Gene Ontology annotation, molecular function: cyclin-dependent protein serine/threonine kinase regulator activity. The record is from RefSeq and is a predicted model, not a curated record.